GUUAACACGGUACGCGUGACAAAAGCAGCUGAGUCAACACUCGUUUGGGGGGGAGGGUGACAAAAGCAAUGACUAACGAAAGGCAAAAGUCAUUUUCUCCUUCCUUCUCUUUCGCUACAAAAGCAGCAGCUGAGUCAACACAUCCUUUUCUAGCCUUAUCGCCACAAAAAGUCAUCGUUCAAAAAGAGCGACUUUCACUCUCUAUCAGAUAUGGCCAGGUCUGGGGUAGAUGAGACAUCAGAAUCAGGAGCUUUUGUGAGAACAGCGUCCACAUUCCGCAGCUUUGUGUCACAAGAUCCUGCUUCUCAGUUCCCACCUGAAUCCGGAAGAUACCAUCUUUACAUUUCCUACGCUUGUCCAUGGGCUUGUAGAUGUCUCUCUUUCUUGAUGCUCAAAGGUCUUGACGAAGCUAUCACCUUCUCGUCGUGCCACACAAUUUGGGGAAGAACUAAUGAAACUGAUGACCAUAGAGGAUGGGUUUUCCCUGAUUCGAACUCUGAGCUCCCUGGAGCUGAGCCUGAUUAUCUUAAUGGUGCUAAGACUGUUAGAGCACUCUAUGAGAUUGCUAGCCCCAACUAUGUGGGAAAGUACACUGUUCCCAUUCUGUGGGAUAAGAAGCUUAAGACUGUGGUUAACAAUGAGAGUUCAGAGAUAAUCAGGAUGUUCAACACUGAGUUCAAUGGUGUUGCCAAAAACCCGUCACUCGAUCUUUAUCCUUGUCAUCUUAGAGAAGCAAUUGAUGAGACUAAUGAAUGGGUUUUCAACGGGAUAAACAACGGUGUUUAUAGAUGUGGGUUUGCUAGGAAACAAGAACCCUACGAUGAGGCAGUGAACCAAGUGUUUGAAGCAGUAGAUAGAUGUGAGGCAGUACUCGGAAAACAACGAUACAUCUGUGGGAACACUUUCACCGAAGCAGAUGUUCGAUUAUUCGUCACCCUUAUAAGAUUUGAUGAGGUUUACGCGGUUCACUUCAAAUGCAACAAGAGACUCUUAAGAGAGUAUCUCAAUAUCUUCAACUACAUAAAAGAUGUAUACCAAAUCAAUAGAAUGAGCAGCACUGUGAAAAUGGAUCACAUCAAGCAACAUUACUACGGAAGCCACCCUACGCUAAACCCGUUUGGGAUCAUCCCUCAUGGACCAAACAUCGAUUACUCUUCGCCUCAUGACCGUGACAGAUUCUCCUCCUGAAAAGAUCAAAUAUCAAUGUUUAUCACCUGUCCUAAAAAUAACAUCCUUCAAAGAAACAUGUUUUUGUACUUCAAUUUUAAAGUCAAUAAUACUUAUGUGUGUGUGUGUUUUGCAAGUUAUGUUAUGUCUGAAUUUUGCAAAUUGAUUUGUAUGUUCCAAGAUUAGUUUUAAAGACAAGUAAUACUUGUGUGUGUGUGCCGCAAGUCAAUAA
Messenger RNA from Brassica oleracea var. oleracea, 1399 nucleotides. RefSeq names its product glutathionyl-hydroquinone reductase YqjG-like. Bases 211 to 1188 code for a protein of 325 amino acids. Gene Ontology annotation, molecular function: glutathione transferase activity. Lineage: Eukaryota; Viridiplantae; Streptophyta; Magnoliopsida; Brassicales; Brassicaceae. The transcript has 6 exons. The record is from RefSeq and is a predicted model, not a curated record. Gene Ontology annotation, cellular component: cytoplasm.